Coccomyxa subellipsoidea C-169 is the source of this 459-nucleotide messenger RNA. RefSeq lists its product as hypothetical. NCBI's taxonomy places the organism in Eukaryota, Viridiplantae, Chlorophyta, Trebouxiophyceae, Coccomyxaceae. The coding region runs from base 1 to 459 and encodes 152 amino acids. The record is from RefSeq and is a predicted model, not a curated record. The transcript is spliced from 3 exons.
AUGAAGGCAUACCACAGAAAGGCAACAGAAAGGCUCCUAGCGAUGGACAUGUCCCAAGCACCAGAGGGCAACCUCAUCCCCAGAGGCGCGCUCCAGCCCGCCGGCAACGCAACACCGCUGAGAGCACUCCCGCAGGAGGAUAAUGCGAUACCUAAGAAAAGCGCAAGCAUGAAGGCAUACCACAGAAAGGCAACAGAAAGGCUCCUAGCGAUGGACAUGUCCCAAGCACCAGAGGGCAACCUCAUCCCCAGAGGCGCGCUCCAGCCCGCCGGCAACGCAACACCGCUGAGGCCACCGGCACUGGAUGGCGAGGCCAGUGCCCCAGGGGUGAAGGAGGCACCCCCGGGGCCGUGUUGGGCCGAGCUCGACAGGUCCCUCGACCAGUGGAAGCACGUGACUCGGAGCCCCAUUCCGCGCUGGCAAAGGUUAAAAGUAGGAGAGGCGCAAAGCGUCUGGUAG